AUGGAUGGAGAGACAGAACAUGAAGAAAAUGAGGUGAAGAAUGACACAGAGAGGGAGGCGUCAGAGGAUUCCUCCAAUGAGAAGGACAACUGUCCUUUAACUGUUAAUGGAGAUGAAGAAGGAGAUGUCCCAGCUGAAGUGGGUGCAUCACAUCAUGAAGAGGAAAACUCUGAAAGUGUGAAAGCUCCUGAGGAGCUCCCUGCUGAAGCUGCCACCUCUGAGCCAGAAGAGAACAGUGGAGACGAGCUCCCUGGUCAAAGUAAAGAUUUGCAGAUAAACAUGAAUGAGGUCAAUGAUCAAACUGUGUUCCAGGAGGAGAGUGUUGUUUUUGAAAUCAACAGCAGUGAUGAUGAUGAUGGACCUCCCAGAAUGCAUCUUGAGACCCCGGACAGAGAGGUUACCAGUCCUGCACACGAAGAGGAGAAGGAGGCUGAAGAAGAGGAGCUGACUGCUGCCUCUGCAGAAAAUGAAGACGUUAGCUAUGAGAACUACAUGCAGCUCCUCCAGGAGCUGCGUGUGGAGAGAGAUAUAGCCAGCCAGCGCAGCAGCCAGCUGCAGAUGAAGUUGGCAGAGUAUCUCCGCAAGAAGGCCGGGGACGGCGCCAAGCUGGAGAGGGAGAUGCCGGCGGCAGAGCAGCUGCAUGAGUAUGAGAAGUACAUCAACAUCCUGAAUGAUGUGAAACAGCAGCUCGCCGCCGAUUCAGAGACAGCCCAGCAGCAGGCAGAGGAGCUGAGGUUACAGACCCAAGAGAAGCGGGACAAGGUGGAGAAUGAAUGGCAAGCGUUCAUGGCAGCGAAGCAGCACACAGCAGUGACAGCGCUAAGCCGGUGCCUGGGUAAACAAGCGGCUCAAGCCAAAGUGGAGUCGACCCUGGCAGCAGAGCAGCUUCGGCAGGACCAGCUGAUCGAGCUGCGGCUAAAGAACAUCAAGCUGAGGAUCAAGAUUCACAGGCUGGAAGCAGAGCUCCGAGACGGGGAAGAACGCGACCGGGACCCCCUACAGGUGCAGUUUGAACAGCUGCAGGCUGCGAGGCUGGAACAGAAAAAACAAAGAGAAAAGCAAAGUGAAGAAUUGUUAAAGCUGGAGAACAAGAUCAGGAGCAGCUUGGAGCUCCUUUCAAAUGUGAAGGAGAAGCUGUCCUGGAGCCAGAUGGAGGUUCAGACCAAGCGAGAGCAGCUGGCCGAGGUGGAGGCCAUGGUGGCCAGGAAGAGAGACCUCCUGACCAGGACCAAACAGGCACGCAACAGCCUGCAGAGAGACAACCUGAGGCUAAAGGAGUGUCGUGGACUGCUGGGGAACAGGGCUCUGCUGCGGGACUUUGGGGACACUGUGGAUGCCACUGACCACCUGGAGGAGCAGCUGGAGAAACUCAAGUGCCGGCAAGCUGAAAUAGCCUUCGCCUGUGGCAGAUGGAAGAAGAAUCUGGAGACAACUGAAUGA
This is a messenger RNA of Toxotes jaculatrix (banded archerfish), 1440 nucleotides long. RefSeq names its product coiled-coil domain containing 96 (gene cfap184). Lineage: Eukaryota; Metazoa; Chordata; Actinopteri; Toxotidae. The coding region runs from base 1 to 1440 and encodes 479 amino acids. Gene Ontology annotation, biological process: cilium assembly. The transcript has 3 exons. The record is from RefSeq and is a predicted model, not a curated record. Gene Ontology annotation, cellular component: ciliary basal body; axoneme.